AUGAGUACGGCCAACAAGGACAUUGAACAGGUCUAUUACGAUGCCCAUUUAGUGUCUAAUAAAUACAAACUACAGAAGUUGCAAGAUGUGAUGUCGCUUUCUUUGGGCAUUGCUGCGGGCACCUUGGGGUUGGAGUCAUACUCCGGGAUUGCUUUCUAUCUCGUCGGCAUCCUUGCUUCUGACUUUUCAUUUCUUGUCGUAUGCUGUGAGGGGACCCCCAAAAGAUUUUUUGUUUCCCCAGUUCGGGAGAUCUUCGCCGACAAUUUCAUUUCGAACUUUGCUGGCUACAUCAUGAUGUGGUGUUUGACUUAUGCACUAAUGAAAUAA
This is a messenger RNA of Metschnikowia bicuspidata var. bicuspidata NRRL YB-4993, 327 nucleotides long. RefSeq lists its product as uncharacterized. The transcript has a single exon. Gene Ontology annotation, biological process: autophagosome assembly; protein folding in endoplasmic reticulum. Gene Ontology annotation, cellular component: endoplasmic reticulum; EMC complex; membrane. Bases 1 to 327 code for a protein of 108 amino acids. Lineage: Eukaryota; Fungi; Ascomycota; Pichiomycetes; Serinales; Metschnikowiaceae. The record is from RefSeq and is a predicted model, not a curated record.